Molecule: messenger RNA, 2211 nt
Organism: Phaeoacremonium minimum UCRPA7
Lineage: Eukaryota; Fungi; Ascomycota; Sordariomycetes; Togniniales; Togniniaceae
Product: putative exo-beta- - protein
Exons: 4
Coding region: 1-2211 (736 amino acids)
Molecular function (GO): polygalacturonase activity
Source: RefSeq, a predicted model, not a curated record
AUGUAUGUUCUGGUCCGAGUCCGGGAAGUCCGAGUACAUGGUGGCGUGCAGCAAUCGGACACAACGUAUGGCGCAGACCCGACGGGAAAGAACGACUCUUCGGACGCCUUCAACUUUGCUAUUGAAGCUUGGAGCCGAACUGGCAACACAGUCACGACCCGGCCAGCGUACAUUUACGUUGAACCGGGCACGUACCGGAUCAGCUCAUCGAUCCAAAUGCUCGUCAGUACAUUCCUGGUCGGAGAUGCCCUGAAGCCUCCCACACUGGUGGCAGACGCGUCGCUCGGCGAAAAUCCCGUCAUCAAUGGUUACGACUCGCAUCAAGGGGAUGGCUCAGCGACCAAGAACUUCUAUAUGACAGUCCGCAAUAUCAACAUCGACACUACGGCUAUUGAUGUCAACACCGAGGCGCACGCCAUGGACUGGAGUGUGUCGCAAGGUUGCGACUUGCGCAACGUGCACAUCAAGAUGCCCAACAGCUCUAAACAUAUCGGUGUCUCGAUGAACAGUGGUGGCAGUGGCAUCAUAAUCUCGGACUCUACUUUUGAGGGCGGUGCUAAGGGCAUUGAAUUAAGCAACCAACAAUACAUUUUCAAGAAUCUGUCCUUCAACGCGUGCAACGUUGGCAUUUACAUCAAGAGCGUUUUUGUUGCAACAUUCCAGGGGAUCACUUUCCAGAAUUGCAAUUACGGCAUUGAUAUGGGCCGUGACGGAGCUGCUGGUGCCAUCUCGCUGGUCGACUCAUCGAUCUCUACUUGCAAUGCCGGCGUCAACGCCUACGUGAGCGGCAAUGGAAACGGUGGCCUGACGAUUGACAACUUCCAGGUUGCUGAUGAUGGCACGAAAGCAGUACUGUCCUCUGAUGGCUCUACCCUACUCGCCGGAUCUGUCCCCGUUGGACAGACCUGGGUAAUGGGCAAUGAAAGCCCACAGAAUUAUCAGUCUGGCAAGACUUAUCCCAUCAACCGACCCGCCGCUGUACAGUCGGGAGAGAAGUAUGCAACCGUUCAGAUGCCUCAGUUCGAGAAGUAUGAACUUGAUCAAUUCGUCAGCAUUAAAGGAGAUCCUGAGUUCAAUGUCUACGGAGACAAUGACCACGAUGACGGCCCAGCCAUCAAUGCUCUACUCAAGAAAUAUGCGGGAUGCAAAAUCCUCUUCUUCCCACAGGGAAUCUACAAAACUAGCGAGACGAUCUAUGUGCCAGCUGGAUCUCACAUCGUAGGCGAGGCACAUAGUGUCAUCUCAGGCAGUGGUGACCUUUUUUCGAACGCAGAUGAUCCGCAACCUGUGGUCAAGGUCGGCGAGAAGGGGGAGACAGGCGUGGCGCAGUUCACGGACAUUCUCUUCUCCGUCAAAGACAUCCUGCCAGGCGCUAUCGUUGUACAAGUUAACAUGGCUGGCGCUCAACCAGGCGAUGUCGGCUUCUGGAACUGUGUCAUCCGCGUAGGAGGCUCCAUCGACUCUUCCACCAGCACAGACUGUGGUGAUGCUGAUCCAAGCGGCUGCAAGGCAGCGUUUGCUCUUCUUCACGUCACCGACUCUGCCUCCGCUUACUUCGAAGAUGUUUGGGGUUGGGUUGCCGAUCACGGGCUCGACCCCAACACUGCGGCGCAGAACAUUGCUGUCGGACGAGGUGCAUUGAUAGAGUCUACCAAACCAACUUGGUUCGUUGGAACCAGCUUCGAGCACUGCGUUAUCUACCAAUAUUCGCUCAACAAGGCAUCUAACGUCUACAUCGGCCUGCAGCAAACGGAGAACCCCUAUUGGCAAGGUGAAGGUACACCACAGCGCGCACCUGCCCCGUGGACCGCAGAUGCAGCCUUUGGGGAUCCGGACUUUAGUAAUUGUGCGCAGCAAGGCGCAUCCGAUAAUGACCGCUGCUACCGUGCAUGGGCACAUCACAUGGCAGACAGCAACAACAUUGUGAUCCACGGCUCGGCGCUGUGGGUAUUCUUCAACAAGAUGAACGACAACAAAUGGCAAGACGCCAACUGUGACAACACGGGCGGCGUCUGCCAGCUGAACAUGGCUUUGGUCGAGGGUGCCAACUCGACGUUUUGGUACACGCUGAGCAGUAAGAGCACAACGAACUUGGUGUACGACACGACGGGCGGCACAGUGGCGCUCACGGCGCAGGAAAACAACCCCGGGAGCUGGGGCGCCGUGGUCUCGGCGUACCUGCGCGACUCGGGAGUGCCGGAGGCCCAAUAG